Molecule: messenger RNA, 849 nt
Organism: Corticium candelabrum
Lineage: Eukaryota; Metazoa; Porifera; Homoscleromorpha; Homosclerophorida; Plakinidae
Product: carbohydrate sulfotransferase 11-like
Exons: 2
Coding region: 1-849 (282 amino acids)
Biological process (GO): carbohydrate biosynthetic process
Cellular component (GO): membrane
Molecular function (GO): sulfotransferase activity
Source: RefSeq, a predicted model, not a curated record
AUGGGUGUGCUCGGUCUCGACGAAUCUCGUAAACAUUUUGCACGUGUGAGAGCCUCUAUCGACGACAGAUGCAAGAAAUUCCGACAGCCUCUUUCUGAAGAACAACUUAACAAUUUGUACAAACGCGUCAUCGUAGACGACAAUCACAAAGUUAUCUACUGUCCCGUUUGGAAGUCAGGCUCGACCUCUUGGAGAGCAGUCAUGCAAGUACUGAAAAGCUCGUUCACAACUAUCGGCGAUGCGGUCAAAUCGGUUCAUUUUCUCAGUGGACUGAAGACAUUAAAAUCGUACAAGAACAGAUCAGAAAUCGAAUACAGACUUAGAACGUACACAAAGUUUAUGGCUUACAGAAAGCCACUCGAUCGUUUCGCAGCAGACUAUUUGAUGUUACGAAAGAGAAAUGAAGGUCACGACCGACAUAGUACCAGAAUAGUAAAGUACGCUGACUCUGUGAGAGGACAUAGCGAUCCCAAACAUCCGUGGCAAAACAUGAGUAUCUGGGAUUUUGCCACGUUUGUGUCUCGUUUCGGCAACGACACGACGAAAACUGCUAAGUUAAAUUAUCAGUGGAUGCCACAGAACCUGGCGUGUUAUCCGUGUCACAUUCACUACGAUUAUUACAUCGAUAUGGAGAGUUCAACCGUCGACAGAGACAGUCGCUACCUCUUGAUGAUAAUAGGUGCGCCGCAUUGGCUAAAGAUGCCUCACGUCAAUCCUACGAAAAAAGACAAAACUCCGUAUUUAUCUCAACUUCCUGAGGCAUCCUACAAUAGCCUUCUGUCUGUUUACUACAAUGAUUACGAGAUUUUUGGUUAUGAGAAACCAGAACGGAGUAGAAUGAAACAGUAA